AUCGCCUCGUGUGCGCAUGCUCAUCCCAGGUAUCGCCCUGCCUGUGCUGAGUGGUUAGGUUGGAGUUGCUGAGAUCGACGCUGAUACCCACAGAGACGAUGGCGCACAAACAGCCACAUGCUGCCAAACCUGCAGCAAACUUCCUACGUCAGUUCAGGGAUUUAAAAACAAGAGAUCUGAAACAAAUAUCGGCAACUCAGUUUAUGGAUGUAUGGAACCAUUACGAUAAUGACGGGAACGGCUAUAUCGAGGGCACGGAGCUGGAUCAGUUCCUGUACGAGCUCGUGACCAGCGUCAACGUCCAGGAUGUAGGCCCAGAGGUGGUGUCUCAGGCUGCCCUGGAUGAUGCAAAGGACCUUAUGCUUAACGCCUUUGAUGAAAAUGGAGACGGGAAAAUAGACAUCACUGAGUUAGCCCAGAUUUUGCCUAUGGAGGAAAAUUUUCUGUUGUUAUUUCGGCAUGAACAUCCUUUAGAGUCCAGCGUGGAGUUCAUGAAGAUCUGGCGCCAGUACGACACCGACCACAGCGGCUACAUUGAAGCAGACGAACUCAAGAAUUUUCUUUACGACCUUCUCAAGCAGUCGAAAAAAGAAAGAGAAGUUUCUGAAGAACAGCUCAUCACAUAUGCUGAUACAAUGCUACAGAUGUUUGACCGGAACAAAGAUGGGAAGCUGCAACUCAGUGAAAUGGCAAAACUAUUACCGGUGAAAGAGAACUUUCUCUGUCGCCCGAUUUUCAAAAGUGCCUCUAAACUGACGAAGGAAGACGUGGAACAGGUGUUCGCCUUAUACGAUAGGGAUCAUAAUGAAAGUAUCGAGAAUGAUGAACUGCAUGGCUUCCUGAAGGAUUUGAUGGAACUGGUUCAAGAAGAUUACGACGCGGAGGAUUUGGCUGACUUGAAAGACCUACUGUUAUUCUCCUGUGAAAACAAGGAGGGCAAAAUCAACAAGGAGGAACUGACAGUUGUCCUGAUGAACAGACAAGAAGAGUGCCCUAAAGGACUGGCGGCCGCCCUUACCCAGGAUCCAAACUGACAAGCCGGUCCACAAUGGCCUUCAUUAUAACAGCUCUUCCAUGCAACAUGCACCUGUUUAUAAUCCUGGUUCAAUGUGACAGCAGAACGUGUGUCUGUGCUGUACGUCUGGCCUGGAGGCCAGCAUGGGAGACACGAACCUCUUACUUGGAUAACUGUGCAUAUCUUCACACAAACACUGUGACAUGGCUUGGGUUUCUCUACACCAAUUCCUCCCAUACUGAACGUCUAUCAAUAAAAAGCACUGUAUGUGUUGCUUCAACCAUGUGACUCUUUGGGUGAUGUGCAUUUAUUUUACUUGCUUUCCGACAAACUAUAGAUUUCUUGAAUGUUCAUUAAAUUGAUAGCAACAAAA
Messenger RNA from Haliotis rufescens (red abalone), 1388 nucleotides. Its product is annotated as calbindin-32-like. Gene Ontology annotation, molecular function: calcium ion binding. The coding region runs from base 99 to 1034 and encodes 311 amino acids. Gene Ontology annotation, biological process: regulation of presynaptic cytosolic calcium ion concentration; regulation of long-term synaptic potentiation. NCBI's taxonomy places the organism in Eukaryota, Metazoa, Mollusca, Gastropoda, Lepetellida, Haliotidae. The transcript has 11 exons. Gene Ontology annotation, cellular component: dendrite; synapse; cytosol. The record is from RefSeq and is a predicted model, not a curated record.